GGUAUGGGCAUGCGCAGUCCCGUAGGUGAUGAUGUAAUGGCGCCAUGGAUAUGCACGCUUACGGUGGCGGUGAUGUAUUGCCGUUACAGGCGGGCGCGCUCCCCCAGGUCGACCGGUGAUGGAGCAGAGGGCAGUAGCAACGGGCCCGGGACCGUCUACCUCCUCAACCACAGCCUGUGUUGAAGGUCGAGCCUCGGCCUCUGGACCGGGGAGGCCCCGGAACCUCCUGGACCUUCCCCCUGAGCUGCUGGUUGAGAUUUUCUGCUUCCUCCCCGGGGUGAGCCUGCCCAGCUUGGCUGCCGCCUGCAAGAAAUUUCAUCAAAUCCUCAACACGGACACCAUCUGGAGAAGGCGCUGCCGCCUGGAAUAUGGAGUUUCAGAAAACCAGCGGCGUUUGGAGAUGGUAGGAAUCGCCUGUCGUGAUUUGUACAUCAAACGUAUUAAGCCUCGCUUCAAAUCAGGAAGAUUUGUGAAGUUGCUUCCUGACAACGAAAACAUGGAGCACCGUGAUGUGUAUACUCGCUUGCUGCACCCUUACCGGAACAUUUUGGGCUUGUGGCAACCGGACAUUGGACCCUACGGUGGACUGCUUAAUGUGGUUGUAGACGGGUUGUUUAUUAUUGGCUGGAUGUACUUACCUCCUCAUGAUCCUAGAGUCAAUGAUGCAAUGCGCUGCAAACCUUUGUUCCGAAUUCAUCUGUGUGAUAAGAAUAAGGCUGAAGUGGAAUGCAUGUAUGGUCACAAGGGAUCUCACAAAGGUGAUAUUCAGAUUGUAAAGAAGGAUGAGUUUUCAACCAAGUGUAAUCAGACUGAUUUCCACCGGAUGGCUGGAGGGAGACAGGAGGAAUUCCGGACUUGGUUAGCAGAGGAGUGGGGUCGUACACUGGAGGAUAUUUUCCAUGAGCACAUGCAGGAGCUGAUCCUCAUGAAGUUUAUCUACACCAGCCAAUAUGAUAACUGCCUGACAUAUCGUAGGAUCUACUUACCGCCAUCUGCUCCAGAAGACCUUCUCCCACCUGGUCUCUUUAAAGGAACAUAUGGAAGCCACGGGCUGGAGAUAGUAAUGUUGAGCUUCCAUGGAACCCAUAUCAAAGUAACAAAAAUCACUGGAGACCCGAAUGUACCUGCUGGUCAGCUGACUUUGCACAUUGAUGUCACUCGGCCUGUCCUAUUUCCUGACGUCGAACAUCUUCGAAGUUUCGACAAGCUGUCUCAAAUUGUGCUGGAAGUUCACCAACAAGUGCAAUGUGACCAACAGAAUCAGGAGCACUGGCAUGACAGCUCUCAACAAAAUCCAAGCAGCUUGCAGCCUACAUGUAAUGGUGUCCAAGAACCAGAAGACCAAGAAAAGAAAGCUGCUGGGAUGAGCACAACGCUUGAGACAGGGGAAUCAAAGGGAGCAACUGCAGGAGGGUCACCAGCACCGUCAGUGCCUGGGCAACCCUUUGUGCUACCUGUGGGAGUGAUGGCUCGAAAUGAAGUGUAUCCAAGAACAUGUAGGGCCUGUUUUUAUGGCACAGGCCUGAUCGCAGGUCAUGGAUUCACCAGCCCCGAAAGGACACCUGGGCUUUUUGUCCUAUUUGAUGAGCAAUGUUUUGGCUUCAUCUGGCUGGAUCUGAAAUCCUUCAGCUUGUACAGCAGGAUUGAAGACUCGCUAAGAAGCGCACAAGCUCCUUUCAGAGAAGCUUUCGAAUUGAUGCUCAAAAGUAUGCAAUCAUGGACGUCCUGACUAAUGUUCGUUCUCGGGGAACGAUGUGUUGCAGCUCUGAGAAAUCACAGUUGUGUGAAGCAGUCCCUCCCCAUGUACACUAAAGCAUGCACUUUGGAAAGAAAGCCUGGUGUUUGAAGUUGCCAGAACCACAUAUCGCCUGCUCCUCACCUUAACCCCCACCCUAUCUCACCUGAGCUACUACCCGAAGGUAAAAUUGCUGCAAUGGUUUCGUAAAAUGUUUUUCAGAGCUGCCUUCGUGGACUGAGCAGAGAAAGCAAUGUAGAUGGGAGUGUGGAGAACACCAGUGCUCACUUUUGCAUUAGCAUGAAAGAUGGGAUGAAUGUUGAUUUGAAUGAAGCUUUGCUGUCCUCUGAGCAAACGUUGAUGGUUCAUUGAGGGGUUCUGAGGGACUUUGUCUUUUAAUUUUGUUACAAAUAGUUAAACACCUUUACUUUGACUGUGUUUGGAGAGAGAGAGAAUGUCAAGGAAGUGAUGAUUUUUAUUUUUAAUGACACAAACAAGAUUAUACAUGAACUGAGUGUUUCAUACACCUCAUCACAUUCUUGAAACCUGAAAAUUAUGACAUAGUGAUGCUAAAUCAGGAAUUAAAGUGUUAUUUAAAUUUUGGUUUAUACUGUUAUGCUUAAAAGACUUUAAUUUAUGUUAAAAUUUAUAAAGAAUUCAGUUUAAUGCUUUAAUGUUUGGAAAUUAUUCAGUUUUAUCUAAGACCUAAUUAAAAGAAAC
Messenger RNA from Chiloscyllium plagiosum (whitespotted bambooshark), 2455 nucleotides. It is a transcript of the gene fbxo31, whose product is annotated as F-box protein 31. The record is from RefSeq and is a predicted model, not a curated record. Gene Ontology annotation, biological process: SCF-dependent proteasomal ubiquitin-dependent protein catabolic process. Lineage: Eukaryota; Metazoa; Chordata; Chondrichthyes; Orectolobiformes; Hemiscylliidae. Gene Ontology annotation, molecular function: protein binding. Gene Ontology annotation, cellular component: SCF ubiquitin ligase complex.